Messenger RNA from Coffea arabica (coffee), 423 nucleotides. The record is from RefSeq and is a predicted model, not a curated record. Lineage: Eukaryota; Viridiplantae; Streptophyta; Magnoliopsida; Gentianales; Rubiaceae.
AUGACCCGUAAGCGGCAGGCAGUGGUGGUUACAUGGACGAAACCUCCAGCCCAGCGGUACAAAUUAAACACGGAUGCUAGUGUGGUCAACGGGAGGGCUAGUGGAGGUGGGAUACUGCGCGACUCAAAUGGUAGACUUGUCUUCGCUUUCUACAAAGAGUUUGGGGAGAAGGGGGUCCUGCAGGCGGAGGCAGUGGCAGUAUUGGAAGGGUUGCAAGUGUGUGCAGCGAAGGGGAUACGGGAGGUUUUGGUUGAGGUGGACUCUGCAGUUCUAGUGUCGCUAGUCAAAUCGUCGGCUCUGGGAGGCUUGUCGUAUUGUAAUUUGCUGAGAAGGAUUCGUCGACUGCUGGAUCAGGUGUCUGUUUCGUUUAAACACAUCUUCUGUGAAGCAAAUAUGGUUGCAGAUAGGUUAGCUACCCUGUAG